Molecule: messenger RNA, 722 nt
Organism: Maniola jurtina (meadow brown)
Lineage: Eukaryota; Metazoa; Arthropoda; Insecta; Lepidoptera; Nymphalidae
Product: gamma-glutamylcyclotransferase-like
Exons: 3
Coding region: 109-654 (181 amino acids)
Molecular function (GO): gamma-glutamylcyclotransferase activity
Source: RefSeq, a predicted model, not a curated record
GUCAAAAAUUCAUAACUGCCGUGAAGUGUGAAGGCAAGUUGUGUUGUGUGGUUGUUUUCAUCAUUUUAAAACAAUAAAACUGCUAUAAAACGAAUACGUUUUUUCUCAAUGGCAAAGCAAUUUAAAGACACAUUUCUUUACUUUGCAUACGGCAGCAACCUGCUGAAGAAGCGAAUACGUAUAAACAACCCGACUGCAGAGUUCAUUGGAAUUGGCAGACUUGAUGGCCAUCAACUAGAUUUCAUGAAGUAUUCAGACCAUUGGAGAGGGACUUCGGCUACAAUAGUACCAACUCAAAAUGCUCAGAUACAUGUGUGGGGUGCUGUCUGGAGACUUCACAAUAGUGAUAUGCCAGCCUUAGACAGACAAGAAGGUGUGGACACUAACUGGUAUUUUGCUAAAUCUGUUGAGGUGUUGACUCCUGAGGGUGAAACAAUAGAAUGUCGCACAUAUCAACAAACUGUGAACCCACCCCUAAGAGAUGCUGAUGAAGAAUUACCAUUGGAAAGGAGACCAUCUAGUACUUACUUAGAUUGUAUAGUAAAUGGAGCUAUUGAAUGUAGCUUGCCAAAAGAAUACAUUAUACAAUUAAAGAAAAUACCUCACAAUGGGCAGGAAGCAUCACCUAAAAUGAUUGAAAAGUUAAACAAGUAAAAGUAAUCCAUAAAUAAAUUGUUUUAAUCAUUGAAUUCCAUGUAAAUCUAAAUUAUAUAAUGUAAAUA